GAAGUUUAGACGGUUGCUCUGGGUGAACGGAGCGACCACUGUCAGUGUCGCACUAAACCGAAAACCGCCCUCAACUCUCCCCCUUCCCUCACCCAUGGCGUCUAAUUCAAAUAUCGAUAUCGAGGAUGCGACCCAGCGCCUUCGCGACAUCCUGAAGCUGGACCGAGCCGGUAACGGCACCGACUCACAGCCUAGCGAUGGUCAAAGGAAACUCUCGCUCAACGGAGAGCUGAACGGAUUGCUGGGAACUGCAGGACUCCUUGGCACCAGCGAUCUCUCCACCAUGGGAGAUUCGGCCAGACCCAUUUCUACUGACAACAACAGUGUGCAGGAGCUUCAGAGAGUCUGCCUCACAGGUGACGAUCGCGCCACCUGCGUCCCCAUCACCUCCAACAAUGUGGAGAUUGUGGCCAGUCAAGACUCCAACAUCAACAGCAAGGCCAGAGGAAGCAACAAGGUGAAGAUUCAGCCGGUAGCCAAGUACGACUGGGAGCACAAGUAUCACUACGGCAGAUUGAUCGCCGUCUCCAAUGCUUUCCUGGCCUACGCCAUCAGAGGAGCCAACAACCACGCCAUGAUCCGGCUGCUGAGUGUGGGCUGUGCCGAGCGCUCUCUUCUCAAGGGCUUCACUGGUGCCGUCACAGACCUGGCAUUUGCACACCUGGACUCCUCGCUGCUGGGUUGCGUCGAUGAAGCCGGCAACCUCAUGGUUUGGCAGCUCACCUACACCGGCAACAAGAUACUAGAUCAGAUCGUCGUUCACGUCCGAAGACCCGAGGACACGCCCCUGAGCUCGCACCGCCGCCUCAUCUGGUGUCCCUUCAUCUUGGAUGACAGCGAGGAGAACCAGGACGACGCCAGCCAGACUCUGGCUCUUCUGCAUGAAGACAGGGCUGAAGUUUGGGACCUGGAAGUCUUGAGAAGCAACAACAGCGCUUGGCCAGUGGAAGUGACAGACCUGAAAGAAGGUCUCAUCACUGUCAAAGGAUAUUCUCAGCGCGUGAGCGAAGGUGCCCUCUCUCCGGAUGGAACCGUGCUAGCAACGGCCAGCUACGAUGGCUACAUCAAGUUCUGGCAGAUCUACGUGGAAGGCUGGCAGGACAAACCGCGAUGUCUUCACGAGCUACGACCCCACGCAGGACGUCCCCUCUCGUGUCUGCUCUUCUGUGACAACCACAAGAGGCAGGACCCUGAGGUUCCUUUCUGGAGGUUCCUCAUCACCGGAGCGGACCAGAACCAGGAACUGAAGCUCUGGUGCACUGUCUCCUGGACCUGCCUGCAGACCAUCAGGUUCUCUCCUGAUCCCUUCAACUCAGUCAUGCCAGGACUGAAGGCGAGUCUCGACCUCUCCUCAGAGUAUCUCAUCCUCACAGACGUCCAGAGGAAGGUUCUGUACGUGAUGGAGCUCCGUCAGGACCUGGAGAACGGCAAAGCCAGCUUCACAGCCAUCUCAGAGUUCCUGCUCACACACCCAGUGCUCAGCUUUGGGGUCCGGGAUGUCGGACACAGUCGGUUACGGCACACUGAAGUCCUGCCGGCGGAGGAGGAGAGCGAGAGCAUGACGACAGAGGGAAGUCAGGGUCCAGCUGAGUCCAAGUCUGGAGUGGCGAUCAAACUUUACUGUGUCCACACGAAGAGUCUGCAAGAUGUUCAGAUCUGGUUCCAACCCAAAGUGGAUUCCAACUCUUGUGCCUUCCAGCCUCUCAAUGACGCUCAGGAUAGCUUUGCCUCGUUCUCCGAUCAUCUGACAGACCAGAGCUCGGACAAGGACUCAGCGAGCGGUUCCCAGACUGACCUGAGGAAGAUUCCUUCCCUUCCUGCGCCAACCGACUUCCUGUCCAAUAGCAGCGUAGCGAUGCCGAAGCUGAUGACCCCUGACGCCUUCAUGACGCCGAGCACUUCGGUCCCGGCAUCUCCCGGCAGCAGCGCCAGUAGUCUGACCAUUGUGACGGCCAUCAGCAGCAACUCAGACUCCACCAACAGGGGUGUGGACGAUGUGAGCCAGAGUCCCAGCCGAGCUGACAUCAGCAGCACCAGUCUGUCUCUGACCGCCAGCAGCCCCAGACCCGUCUCUGCUGUCCUUCUCCCUGGGCUGGAGAACCUCCCGAGUCUGGCGUCCCCUAGUGGACAUCUUGCACUUGACGGUCCCCAGGUCCUGGAUCCCCCACUCCUUCCUCAUCUAGCCUCCCCAACACGGGCCCGCUCCCCAGACGUGAUCUCCUCUGCCUCCACUGCCAUGUCCCAGGACAUGCCAGAGAUUGCUUCACAAGCCCUGCAGCACCAGCGGGGUCUCGUCCCCGGCCUGGACACCUCCCCCCUCUCUGCCCUCCAGACAGACAGUAUGGCCUCUGCUGCCUCCGCCCUGCACUUGCUGACCUCCCAGCGCAGCGCCACCAACAACGGGCUGCUACCUCCUGAGCUAGGUGGCGGUGAAGGUCCAGUGGGAGGCUCCUUAGAACCAGAGCCCAGAAUGAGCCACACCCCUUCCCUGCUGGAAACAGCGCUAUCGCAGGAGAACGCAGGAGCAGGUGGAGGAUCUGCUGACGGUAGCGUGAGCCUCACACCCUGGCCGGCUGCUCCUGACAUCACCAGGGAGACCCGGAACAGUCUGAGGGAGAACAGCCACGCUGACUGCAGCAGAGAUGAGUCCAAGGACAGACUGAGUUCACCGUAUGCCCGUCACUCCUUCCACCUCACCCAGAACGACAGCCAGGACCCAGAUUCUGAGCAGAGCGGCCCGGACGAUGAGGUCGAUGGCAAGCUGGCAUCAUCUUCUGGAAACUGUGCCGCUCGCUCGUCUCACAGAUUGCCGCUCAAAGACUGGAAAACAUCACCGAGAGCUUCGCCAAAACAGAAGAGGAAGAGCAAGCGAGAGAGCAGCGAAUCAACACAGUUGCGGCAGAUGGACUCUGCUCAGAAGACUGCAGAGGUGCAGGAGGAGCUGCUGAUGCUGCUGCGUGGCCAGCAGAGGGAGCUCGCAGAGCUGCGUGGGCAGAUCCAGGCGAUGCAGAGUUCCUUCAUGAGCCAGGUGGAGCAGACGAUGAGCAACUACCAGGAGCAGGGUCAGCGCAGACUGGAGCAAUCUCUGGCCGAGAGUCGCAUCCACCAGCAGCAGCUACAGGAACAACUGAGCCAGCAGCUCAGCCACGCCCUCUGCUCCUCACUCACCGGCAAGAUCGACAAAGUUCUGCGCGACGAGAUGAAGAAAAUAGUUCCUCCCACCAUCACCAAGACUCUGGAGCCGGUCACAGGUCAGCUGACCAACACCAUCACUGCCAAGCUCACCGCUGCUGAGGUCACCAUGAAGGACAAUGUCACUAAAGUUGUCAAAUCCAAGAACACCACGGAUGCGAUCGGGCGAGCGGCGGCCGAGGCGCUGCAAGGCCCCAUCCAGGCCGCCUACAAGGACACCUUCCAGAGCAUCGUGCUGCCCGUGUUCGAGAGAGGCUGCCAGUCCAUGUUCCAGCAGAUCAACGACAGCUUCAAGCAAGGAACACAGGAAUACAUCCAGCAGCUGGAGACUCAUGCGAAGAACAGGAAGCAGAGGGAGCAGGAGGUCCGAGACCCCCGCAUGGACCAGCUCCAGCUGACCAUCGACAAGUUCCAGAGCUCCACCGAUCAGUUGGCCAAUAGCAUCACUGCCAGCGUGCGGGCCGAGGUCCAGCACCAGAUCCAGAUGAUGGUGGGAAACCUGCAGGAGUCCAUCCUGAGCCACGUGCAGCGCAUCGUCAAAGGGGAGGUGAGCCUGGCCAUGAAGGAGCAGCAGGCCGCCGUCACCUCCAGCAUCAUGCAGGCCAUGAGGUCGGCCGCCGGCACCCCGGUGCCCAGCGCCCACCUGGACUACCAGGCGCAGCAGAGCACCAUCCUGCAGCUGCUGCAGCAGGGCCAGCUCAACCAGGCCUUCCAGCAGGCUCUGUCGGCCACCGACCUGAACCUGGUCCUGUACGUGUGUGAGACGGUGGACUCCCAGCAGGUCUUCGGGCAGCACCCGUGUCCCCUCACUCAGCCGGUGCUGCUGUCGCUGGUGCAGCAGCUCUCCUCCAACCUCACCACGCGCUCGGACCUCAAGCUGAGCUACCUGGAGGACGCCGUCAUGAACCUGGACUACAGCGACCCUCUGAUCCGGGACCACAUGGCCUCGGUGUUCACGCAGGUGCAGCCCAAACUCUUCGCCUUCCUGCAGCAGGACACGCACAGUGCUCUGAGCAUGAAGGCGCGGCGGCUGCUGAUGAUCCUGCAGGGCCUCCUCAAACACUAGCCUGCCCGAGCGCCCAGUCCAGACUCCAGCUGCAGGUUCCUCCCGGAGACGUGAAGAAUGUUCCCCACUCCUCCUGUCUUGACUCCUCUGCCGGUCCCCGGAGGGCUGUGACCGCGGCGGGGCCUUUGUGUUCCACUUGAUCUCCUUCCUCUUCGUCCGCAGUGCGAGCUAGUGAUGUUCUGUUGUUGGAGGAGCGUCCGCCGCUGCAGCUGGCAACUCUUUUGUUUUUUUAUAUCGUCCACCUUUGUAAACCCUUUGUUACUGAUCGACAGGUGCGGCUUGUUCUCCAGGCCUGCAGGGGGCAGCAUCGUCACGCCGCUCCAUCUUUAGUUCAACACUCACACACACACACACACACACACACAGUCGAGCUGAAGUGCCUUACUGUGUCGCGCCGCACAGAGACACUCGAUCUCAUCCUGUUGGUUUCCUCCAGUUCGAUACAGCAUCAGUCAGGUGACUUGAGUUCCGCCACCGACCUGCGUGUUGGCGCGCGUCCGCUUCUUCCCCCCUCAACAUGUUUGGAAUAAAAAAGUUGCUUCAUGUGGUUUGUUGUUGUCGU
Synchiropus splendidus (mandarinfish) is the source of this 4820-nucleotide messenger RNA. It is a transcript of the gene edc4, whose product is annotated as enhancer of mRNA decapping 4. Bases 95 to 4258 code for a protein of 1387 amino acids. The record is from RefSeq and is a predicted model, not a curated record. NCBI's taxonomy places the organism in Eukaryota, Metazoa, Chordata, Actinopteri, Syngnathiformes, Callionymidae. Gene Ontology annotation, biological process: deadenylation-independent decapping of nuclear-transcribed mRNA. Gene Ontology annotation, molecular function: protein binding. Gene Ontology annotation, cellular component: P-body. The transcript has 30 exons.